Hordeum vulgare subsp. vulgare (domesticated barley) is the source of this 492-nucleotide messenger RNA. Its product is annotated as protein transport protein Sec61 subunit beta-like. The record is from RefSeq and is a predicted model, not a curated record. Lineage: Eukaryota; Viridiplantae; Streptophyta; Magnoliopsida; Poales; Poaceae. Gene Ontology annotation, biological process: intracellular protein transport. The coding region runs from base 120 to 371 and encodes 83 amino acids. Gene Ontology annotation, cellular component: endoplasmic reticulum membrane; Sec61 translocon complex. The transcript has 2 exons.
GUAGAUAUAAGGGACACGCACAGCACGGAGAGUAUUCCGCGCUCGAAUUUCACGCACCAGGUUUGGAAGCCAGACGGACAAGAGCAGGAUCAGCGAGUUCGUCAGAUAGAUAAAACAAGAUGGUGGCUAAUGGUGACGCCCCUGCAAGAGGGAGUGCAGCUGCAGCUGCAAGCUUGCGCAGGCGUAGAACCACCAGUGGUGCUGCUGCUGCUGGAGGUGGUGCCGGUGCCAGUACAAUGCUUCAGUUCUACACCGAUGAGGCUGCUGGGCGCAAGAUGUCCCCAAAUGCUGUUCUGAUCAUGAGCAUAGGGUUUAUUGCGGUUGUUGCUGUGCUCCAUGUUUUCGGCAAGCUGUACCGCACCCCUAAUUAGGUUCCAUAUAUACAAGCUGAGUUUAUGUGUCUAUGAAUAGCAAAGUCGUAAACUUUGCAUAGCAAAUGACUGUCGGGUCCUGAAAAGAUUUACCAUAUAAUACUGAGAUGUUAUUGUCGAA